AUUGAAAGAACACACUAAUAUACAUAUCAAAAUUCCUUUCAAAAAGUACCUGAGUAUUAUCCGAGAAUAUCUAAAUCCUCGCUUUACUUCACACCCCGCAUCGAACAUCAACCACCUUCCCACUCUUGGUCUUGUGAAUUCAACGAGUACACAGAUCAGGACCGGGCCGCCGGUCUUGAUACCUCCUUACCAAAACAAUACAUUGUACAACACUCAAGAAACAACCAAACAAAACAAAAUGAAAAUCGCCACACUCCAAUUCUCCCCCAAACUCGGCGACACAGCGGGGAACAUCAAGCGGGUAGACGACCUGCUGAAAAAUGGUGGCCGCGGAACUACUCUCGGGAAAGGAAUUAGAGAAUUACACCCAGAUCUCCUGGUUCUAUCAGAGAUGGCAUUGACGGGAUAUAACUUUCCCAAUUUAGAGGCUGUUAAGCCGUAUCUCGAAGAGGCCGGGAUGGGGCCUUGUGGUGUUUGGGCGAAAGAGACGGCGAAGAAGCUGGGGUGUAAGGUUUGCGUUGGGUAUCCGGAGGUUGAGAAGGAUGGUGAGGGGGGAGGGAAAGAGACGUAUUAUAACUCGUUGCUUGUUGUUGAUGAAAAGGGGGAGAUUCUUGCGAAUUAUCGCAAGAUGUUUCUUUACUAUACAGAUGAGACUUGGGCUGCGGAGGGUGAUGCGGAGCGUGGUUUCAGACAUAUCUCGUUUUCUCGGCAGGGCGUUGAUACGCAGCAUGUGGUUGCUACAUCUUUUGGCAUCUGCAUGGAUAUCAAUCCCUACCGUUUUGAAGCACCUUGGACAGCAUGGGAAUUCGCUAACCGCAUCCUCGAUACCCGCUCGCAGUUGGUUAUUCUGUCGAUGGCGUGGUUAACGCAUUUGGAUCGCAAGGAGCUGCAGGCGCUGCAUACAAAGCCGGAACUCGGGACGUUCAAUUACUGGGUCCAGAGGCUCAUGCCGUUGCUCAGGCGGCAUAUGGAACACUCAAGUGGCCUUGGUGGGGAAGAUGAGGGGGAGAAGAGGAUGAUUGUUGUUUUUGCAAAUCGGGUUGGUGAGGAGGAGGGACAUGGGGAGGAUAAGGAGCCCGUGAGGUAUGCAGGGACGAGUGCUGUGCUUGGGUUCUCGCAGAGGGCUAGUUCUACUGGUGAAGAUAGUGGGAUUGAUGUUAAGAUUCUGUGCUGGGAUCUUAUGGGUGCCACAGAGGAGGGGAUUUGUUUUGCAGAUACAGUGGAGGAUCCAGAGAUGGUUUUUAGCCUCGUUAAAGGUGGCCAGUGAUGACUUGAAGGGUUGUGCUGUUUAUCCAACUAUACACAGAUAUCAAGUCGUGAUCACUUCUUCUCGCCCAGUCCAUACACAAGCUCCCUAAACAACUCUCUCGCCUUUUUUGUACUUCUCUGAAUGAAACCAAUUGAUCCACACAACGCGACAAUCUCCGCCAAGUCCCGGGACACUUUGAAACGGCAUACCCGGCGCAUACUACAUCGUAAUACUACUCACCCCAAACACCUCAAACGGCUUUUCUGCCACGAGUCUCAUCAGGGUCGUCUUUCCGGAGGCCGGUGUGCUGCGCACUCAGAUGAUAUGAUAGCAUUGGAAUCGCGCUACCAACUCACCAAGAAAUUCUGUUCGAGGGGUAAGAAA
This is a messenger RNA of Aspergillus ruber CBS 135680, 1633 nucleotides long. RefSeq names its product putative protein N-terminal asparagine amidohydrolase. The record is from RefSeq and is a predicted model, not a curated record. NCBI's taxonomy places the organism in Eukaryota, Fungi, Ascomycota, Eurotiomycetes, Eurotiales, Aspergillaceae. Gene Ontology annotation, molecular function: protein-N-terminal asparagine amidohydrolase activity; protein-N-terminal glutamine amidohydrolase activity. The coding region runs from base 239 to 1267 and encodes 342 amino acids. The transcript has a single exon. Gene Ontology annotation, biological process: protein catabolic process.